GUGCCCGCCCCGCGCUGGCCACGGUCGCCUGUCGCUGGCUGUGCGGGCCGCGGGCUCGGCCGCGCCAGGCGGGAGGCAGCACCAAGGGGCCGAGCCGGGAACCCGUUCCUUCUGUUUGAUACAUUCAGAUGUUUACAGCUGGUGUGACUGCUCAGCCUUCUGUGCUUGACAUGCAAAAACCGUGUCCAUUUCCACUGAAGGUCACGGUCUGUGCUUGCUGCAGAAAUGCUUUCUGAACAGCCUGCAGCCCUGGGAGCAGGAUGGGAGUCAACAAAUGUGCAUCUGGAUGGAGCACAGCCCCAGAUGGAGAGAGGAAACCAGGAAGAGGGCCCAUGGAGAGCAGCACCAGGGCCGCUGGAGCACCUUCACUGUGACCUUGAAGAGGAGCCACUGUCCCUUCAGGAGAAGUCUCAGUCUGCUCCCUGGGCUCCUGCAGUUCCCCAGGAGGGCGACACUGCAGACUGGGAAAUGGCAGCCGCACUUCUUGCAGCUGGAUCCCAGGGACUGGUAACCAUCAAGGAUGUGUCAUUGUGCUUCUCCCAGGAGGAGUGGCGGAGCCUGGAUCCCUCGCAGACAGACUUUUAUGGAGAAUAUGUCAUGCAGGAAAACUGUGGGAUUGUCGUCUCUCUGAGGUUUCCGAUUCCCAAACUGGACAUGCUUUCUCAGUCAGAUGGAGGAGAAGAACAGUGGGUACCUGACACCCAGGACAUAGAAGGGAGAGAUAUCCUGAAGGUCACAUAUACAGGAGAUGGGAGCGAACAUGAAGGCGACACUCCUGAACUCGAGGCGGAACCUCCCAGGAUGUUAUCCAGUGUAUCUGAAGACACUGUUCACUGGAAUCCAGGGCAGGCUCAGAGCUGGGAGUCCAUGUCUAGGGGCCCCAGAGAGAUGCUCCUAAGCCCACCCUUUCUUCGGGAAGACAGCUUCUCAAGCCUUCUGGGUAGUGCUGAGAUGGACUCUCUCUUAAAACCGCAUACAUGCCCUCAGUGUGGGAAACGGUUUGUGUGGGGCUCCCAUCUCGCCAGACAUCAGCAAACACACACUGGGGAGAGGCCCUACAGCUGCCUCAAGUGUGAGAAAAGCUUCGGGCGAAGGCAUCACCUGAUUAGGCACCAGAAAACCCAUCUACGUGACAAGCCAAGCAGGUGUUCUGAGUGUGGCAAGAAUUUUCGAUGCAACUCCCAUCUGGCCAGCCACCAGAGAGUACACGCGGAGGGCAAGUCCUACAAGGGCCAAGAGAUCGGAGAGAGUCCCGGGGCUGGGAAACAGCCGCUUGCCCCACCAGUGCCAAAGUGCCAUGUGUGCACUGAAUGUGGAAAGAGCUUUGGCCGAAGGCACCACCUCGUCAGACACUGGCUGACCCAUACUGGGGAGAAGCCCUUCCAUUGCCCUCGCUGUGAGAAGAGCUUUGGCCGCAAGCACCACCUGGACAGGCACCUGCUGACCCACCAGGGACAGAGUCCUGGGAGCAGCUGGGACAGAGGGACAUCUGCCUUUUGAAAUCUGUCCCUUCUGUAGCUAUGGUCAAACCUCUCGGUCGGUGCUAUCAGCAGGCACUGCCAGAGCUGCCCCUCUCCUGGACCCUGAUGGCCAGAGCAUUUCUUACCAGUUCAAACAAAAGCGGAGUUCUAUGGGCAAAAUUUUGGGAAACAGUGCAAAAUCUGUGUGUGAUUGUUCAGCUUGAACCUGCUGCCAAGAAAACAGUGGAACCAGUAGUGAUGGGUGAGGUUCGUUCUCAUUGGUUGGAGUCUAUAUUGGAGUCUAGAUUUCAUACAUCACCCUAUGUGCCGACUAUUUUAUAUCCCCUUUGAUAAGGGGAUAUAAAGUGAAAGGGGCCAUGCCAGUAUAUCAAGGGCCCUGAGAACUACUGCAGUCAAAUUAGUGUCUAUUAAUGCAAUGUUUCCUAAGAGUAUUUGGCCUCACUAUCUAUUUCAGAUUCCCACAGAACAGGUGACCCUGUGAAACAUAUUUCUGUCAUCACUGGGUUAAAAGGCAACGCGGAAACAAGAAAGAAACAUGACCAGGCACUCAGACCCCCAUCUUUAUCUAUGAAAGCAUGGGGGCCAGGCAUUAUUGUAUAGGUCUAUCAUCCUUCCCCAACAUUACAUGUGCCUCUCACCCUUACCUCUGAAAAACAUAGAGUGGCCUUUCACUCCCUAUUCUCUCUCUCUCUCUCUCUCUCUCUCUCUCUCUCUCACACACACACACACACACACACACACGUCUAAGGAUCAGGUUACAAAGCUAAAGGAUGGACCUUACACCCCAAGUAGUCCAGGCCCACGCCGAAGAAAACACUAUUUCCCUCAAGAGCCUUCCCUUUGUAUUUGGUGUCUGUGUGUACCUGUGAAGGGUCUUUGUGGAGAGCAUGCUCAGGGCAGACUAAACGCGCUAGGUUUUCUAGGAUUGAGUUCUAGGGUAAGACUAGUGGGGACAGUAUGUGUUUCUGGUUUUGUUUGGUAAAGGGAUUCUCAGUAGAACGGUGCAAUGGUGGUUUAAAGUUGUGAACAAAGUUUCCCCCGGUAUUCUUGGGAUGUAGACGUUUGUGGAUUUGUAUAUCUAUGCCCGAAUCUCUGUGAUGAAAAUUAUUUUUUCCCACAUAGAUGGAAAGAGACUAUUUUUUGUUGACUUCAAGCAAGGUGCCAGCGGGUCGUGUUCAGUGCAGUUUUGUCUUGUUUUAAGUGCUAGAGAUUCGGAGAGGAAAGGCAGCACCGGAAGUCACUCCCAUCGUUCUUGUUGGAUUUUCUUAGCUUCUUCAAAGGGAAGAACUGUUGUCAAGCAUCUCAUUCCCCAGGAAAAGGAACUUUAAGGGAAAAGGCUGUAGCUUGGCCUGGCAGCUGGUGAGGGUAAAAGAGCUCUCUGAGAGGGCUCCUCUGUGUUCUGGGAAUGACUUUACACUGAGACUCUUGACUCUAAGUUAGCCGCCUGCACAACAGCUCCUACCAAUGCUCUCACGUUGUUGGCUCAUGAGUCGGCCACUGUUUUUCAUUUUGGUGGUGGUAUUAAUCUUACAAUCCAACCAGUUUUAUAACGUACAAUUUAUCUUCUAUAUAAGAGAAGUUUGGAGUUGGGGAAGAAAAGAGCAAAGUACGUAAAAGUGGGUAUUUUUCUCUUCAAGGUUUUCAUACUGUUUUUGUUUCCCCUAAGAUAUCCGUUUCUCGAACACAGUUGGAAUUAGCCAGAGAAGCAGGAGGAAGUGGUUUGCAGCAAUCUAGUUGAUGCGGGUUCUGCUCAGAAAUAUCUGGGUGAAUCAGACAGAGCUCUUGGACCCUGGGCUCAAGAGGAAUUGAAAUAGAGUCAUUUUGCUGACUGGACAUCCUUGUUACUUAAGUAUCCUCACACCAACUCCCGCCUGCUGCUGAGACUAGCCUUCCUUCUGGAGCCAGAAUGCAUUUGUCUUGUGUUCUGAUGAAUUCAGCAAAAGCAGACAGCCCUUUGCGAGCAGACCUUACCCUAGGCCCCAGGAACAAGGUCAGUUUGGAGUCAGUGUUGAGAAGGAGAAAAAUCCCCACCUUAAGUCAGUUCUGGGCAAUGCCCUCUGUAAGAGAACACAUUUCAAAGGCUCAUUGUGGUAUCUCACACCUGUAAUACCAGCGCUUGGGAGGCAGAAGCAGAUGGAUCCCUAACUUCUGGGUUGGCAAUGGAUAUGUAAUGAGAUUCUGUCUAAAAAACUAGAAGUAAUUUAUUCCUGCCUGACUCGUGGUUGUUGUAUAGAUGCCUGCGUCAAGAAGUACAAGUCAAGAUUCGGGACAUAUUCUAAGGAUUAAAAUCCUAGAGGAGUCGAGAGAUGAGGACAGGGCCGGGUCUACACUACUGGGUCUGCUUACACCAUCCUCUGUCCUGAGAGACACGGGCACACUCACAGCUCAGCUCGCACAGCUGGCUUUAAGGGCAUGCGGGAGUUACCUUCCGUCCUAUCAAAUUAUGCCUGGUGAUAACCACACGUCACCUCCAGCCUUUUCUCUCUCGUAGUCAUCACAGGGAUAGGAAGAGGAGCCCCCAAAGUGCAGGUGCACGUAGAGCACCCCACUGACAGGCAAGUAGAGUCCAUGGGCUUUGUGCAAAAGGAACAGCCCUUUGGCUCAUUCCCUCAUCUGGUCUACCUCGGUCCAAUACCACCAUCUUUGGACAAAUAAUAAAACAAACAACAGCCAUUAAAUGAAUGAAUAGGUCUGUUUCCCCCACCCACACAUAGGAAACUUUCCACAGCUUCAACCUUUCACCUUCUCAACUCUGUACCUCAUAACCACACUAUCCCUUUAACUUUUUAAUGUUUUGUGUGUAUGAGUGUUUUGCCCGAAUGGACGUAUAUGCUCUACGUGUGUCUGAUGCCCUCGGAGGUCAGACAUGGGUAAUGGAUCUCCCAGAACUGUCAUUAUGGACGAUUGUGAUCCACUGUGUGGGUGCUGGGAAUGGAAUCCCUGUGCUCUGCAAGAGCAACAAGUGCUCUUAAAUGUUGUCACCU
Molecule: messenger RNA, 4465 nt
Organism: Chionomys nivalis (European snow vole)
Lineage: Eukaryota; Metazoa; Chordata; Mammalia; Rodentia; Cricetidae
Gene: Znf641
Product: zinc finger protein 641
Exons: 7
Coding region: 226-1500 (424 amino acids)
Biological process (GO): regulation of DNA-templated transcription
Source: RefSeq, a predicted model, not a curated record